This is a messenger RNA of Closterium sp. Yama58-4, 1473 nucleotides long. NCBI's taxonomy places the organism in Eukaryota, Viridiplantae, Streptophyta, Zygnematophyceae, Desmidiales, Closteriaceae. The record is from the annotation of a GenBank genome assembly.
AUGGGUGUGCCGGAUGGAUACGUCGAGGAUUGGCCGCACGCCAAGUGCUGGCCUAAUGUCCCAAAGAAGAAAGGGAAGGCAGGGAGAGGGGAGCAGGGGUCAGGCUGGAUUGAGCGCUUCAUGACGACCAAGCUGUCUGUGGCGGAGCUACAGCUGGCGAUCACCAAGCUGGUGGUCACCUGUGACCUUCCCUUCCGCGUUGUGGAGUCCGAGGCGUUUCGAGAGCUGCUGAUCCUCCUAAACACCAACUGCGCAAAGAAGAACUUCAUCCCAUCUCACUGGACGGUAUCACGCAACACGGUGGUGUUUGCUAAGGCUGCCCUCCAGUCCGCUGUUGCAGAGCUGAUGGCAAAGGAGAGGGAAUUGGGAUGCAAGGUGUCGUUCAGCAUCAACAUGAGGACGGCACCCAACGGCAAGGCAUGGCUUGUGGUGACGGGUCACUGGAUCGACGAGAACUUUCAGCUGCGCACAGCCGUGCUAGAGUUCCGCGAGAUGCUUGGGCGUCAUGGCGGCGAGGAGAUGGCGCAUGUGGUGGAAGAGACGGUGGUGCAAUGGGGGUUGCAGAUGCGUUGUCUUGGUCUCACGACCGAUAACGCCUCUAGCAGCAUUGCCGCCUUCAGGCGGUUGUCGGAGGAGGGGAGUGGUUUGGGCUUCUUCAACUCUCGCAUGCACUUCCGGAAAGUGUGCUUGGCACACGUGAUCAAUCUUGCAGUGCAGGCAGCGUUGAAGGUGGCGACCAUAUGCAAGUUGUUGAAGAUCUUGAGAGCCAUGGCAACGUUGAUUGGAUUGUCUCCGCAGCGCUCGGCGGCUUUCUUCGGCCUUCAGCAGACCUUGAAAGCGCAGGCCAACAACAACAAGAAGCCGUUGAAGCUGGUGCAGGACAGCCCCACGAGGUGGGGUUCCACCUACGACAUGGUCGACCACACCGUUGCUCUGCAGAACCCCAUCACGGUGUACUUUGCCUCUACCCAUGACGACAAGAAGAAGGUAGAGAGCAUGUGCCUGACAGACGCGGACUGGGAGACCUUCCAGGCAUUGAAGACCUUCCUCAGCCCUUUUGCCAAGGUUUCCAAGGUCGCUGAGGGGGCGGCGUACCCGACGGUGUCGAUGGUGGUGCCGUACUACAACGGCUUGAUCGACGCCAUGGAGGCGCGCCUAGCCAAGGGGCCAUCUGCGACGCUGGAGCCGAUGGUCGUGGCGGCGCUCCGCCAUCUGAAGAAGUACGCCUACAUCACCAGCAACGAGUACUCGAUCACCACAUUCCUAGACCCCUCCAUGAAGGCGGCGUGGUUCGACGACGAGCACUGGGAGAAGCUGCAUCCUGACACGCCGAGAAGGGAGAGGCCGCGUCCCUCGUCCGGCGAGGUGAUCACACUGGUACGCGAGCGCGUGGCCGAGUACCAGGCCCGGGCUGCAGAGCUUGCUCCCCGGCCGACCACGCUUACCCCCUCGAGCGGUUGUGGUAUGACAUGA